GUAGAUUCUCCUAUUCUCCUGAAUAUCUAAUAAUCUCUAUCCCAAUAAUUCAUCUAUUAUCAAGAUGGGCAUCUCUCACAGUACCGCGCGAUACCUCGCCCCUGCGUCGUUUGCCUAUGACUUCGCACUCCAGCAAUACGGCAUGUUUUCAUCGCCGAACAUGAAGGACAUCCACGACGCAAACCUCGCAGCAUUCAGCCCGCAGCCCUUCGCCAUCGCCGGCUUUUUCUUCCCCCAGCAGAUCUUCCAGCUGGUAUGGCUCUACAAGCUCUGGAAGGGCCAGGGGACGCGCGCAGAAGUGCAAGAAAUGACCAGCUACGCGCCCUACUACAUCCUUGGCAAUGUCUGCAUAGGAACAUGGAUGUUCUUUUGGAACGCCAACAACCUCCAAACCUCCAACGUUUUCGUCGUCAUCAACACCCUCUCCCAGCUCUUCUUCAUCUCCACCUCGCUCAAGCCCAUGAACGUCAACUCGACCCCCUCUAUCCUCACCCACGUGGUCGCCAAGACCUUCGCCGGCAUCGGGGUUCUCGACCUCCUCCACAACACCUCCGCCGCCUACUUCAAGGAUGUCCCGCCGAGCACGCUCGUCAAGAUCGUGACUGGGGUUGGGUUCGCGGGCGCGGCUAGUAUGAGCGACUGGAUCUUCGGCGGGUGUCUGGUGUACGACUUGGCGGGGCUCGCGGCGGGGCAGAGCGGGGGCUGGAGGAUGCUGCUCGGAGCGUAUGCGGUGGGCACGGCGGCGAUUGUGGCGGCGAAGAACCUGGUUUAUCCGCCGUAUGUAAGGGAGACGGUGGAGGUGGGGUAUGAGGGGGUAAACCAGGAAGAGGGCGUGUAA
Mytilinidion resinicola is the source of this 838-nucleotide messenger RNA. RefSeq lists its product as uncharacterized. Lineage: Eukaryota; Fungi; Ascomycota; Dothideomycetes; Mytilinidiales; Mytilinidiaceae. The transcript has 3 exons. The coding region runs from base 65 to 838 and encodes 257 amino acids. The record is from RefSeq and is a predicted model, not a curated record.